Molecule: messenger RNA, 702 nt
Organism: Alnus glutinosa
Lineage: Eukaryota; Viridiplantae; Streptophyta; Magnoliopsida; Fagales; Betulaceae
Exons: 3
Coding region: 99-401 (100 amino acids)
Cellular component (GO): mitochondrion
Source: RefSeq, a predicted model, not a curated record
GAGUCGCACACUUCGUCAAAACCCUUUCGGUUCCUCGAAAGUUCAGCAGCAGAGACACCAGGAGUUGCUUACUCUAGCAGCUCUCUACGAAGCUAACAAUGGCGUCAUCAAAGGUCGUCUCGAGGUUAUCGUCGCGAUUACAGCCACUCGCUUUCAAUCUCGGCAAAAGAUCGCUCGCGCCCGAACUUUCUCCGCUCAAAUCGUGCUCUCAGUCGCAGGCCUCUGCCUCUGCCCCCGCCAGACGCUUUUCCCGCAUUUCUCGAUUACCGUUGGAGUUAAGCAGCGUGGAAACGAUGACGCCGUUGCACAGUGCGAUAGCUUCGGCGCGACUAAUCUCGAGCUUGUCGGCCGAAUCAAAUAGCUGGUGUUUAGUUCCGCAAGGUAUAUCAAUGCCUUUAUGACUCUCAGCACGAGUUCUUACGAGGCAGCAGUUUUGUUUGAUGGCAAUUUUAUUUUGUUCUGACUUUACAGGCCUGUAUUGAACAGUUCUUUUGUCCUUUAUAAAGAACAUAAGCCUCAACUGAUGUUACGUUAGUGCUUAGAUUGCUUCUGUUCACCUUCAUUUUUUUUUUUUUUUUUUUUUUUUUAAUGUUGUUUUGAAUCUCCAUGUCCUGGAGCCUGGAUGAUUUUUUGUUAGCCAUAAUGAAAUGGGCAUCUUUAUGCCCAGCAAAGUAGUACAUAGCUUUGCUCUCUUGUUAUUUA